AUGCCGGAUUCGAAACCGAAGCCCCAUGUGGUUGCACUCGUCCAGGAACUCUACAGCGAUUUCUUGAAGCCCAGCUACAUCAACGACCGCUUUGCCAGCCUUCGCAAGCGCAAGGGAACGAACAAGGGUGUGAUGUUUUCCUUCCUGGAUGUUACGAAGACAGUUACGGCAUCGCCGAACUUUGAGUUUAUCCUGGCAUUUGUCACGACCUUCCCGACCACCAAUCCCACCAAGAAGGAGGCUGCUCUCGAUUGGGCGAAUACCGAACAUCGUCUACAUCCUGGUGUGGAGCAGGUGCAUGGCUCGACACAGAAGCAGAGCUGCAAAGAUCUUUCGCAUCAUGGACAAAGGGGCGGCAAGUCCGAAAAACGAAAGCGCAUGAUGAUCAUCAAGCAGGCCAUCCGAGAAGCUAAGAAGGCGAUACAAGACGAAAAGAAAUCGACGAGCAACACAGCGGAGGAGGCCCCGAAGGCGCACAUCGAAGAGGACCAGCCAGAUGAAAUGAAUGAGGCUGAAGCUGAAGCAGGGGAGCAAAAUGAAGAGGAACUACUAGAGGAGGAUCCAGUCGUGGACGACGAACAGCUGGCGAGUGAUGAAGAUGCUGCCAAGGGUACUUUCAAGGACGAGAAAGCAUUGAGGACGAAGGCGCCGAAGCUCCCGGAAGCGGUGCAGGAGACGGCGGACAAGUUGCUGAAGGAGAGCGAGAUGGAGGUCCAAAAGAUGACAAGACAGGCCAUGCGAGCAGAGCCAGAAGUGAAGGAGAAUCCGGAGGCAGCACCAAAGGCAAAAGCAAAGAAGAGGAAAGCGCAGCAGGAUGCAGAAUAUGAGGAAGCCGCAGGAGCAAAGAACGACCAGUUGCCAGGGAAAGGUGAAAGCUACGAGGAAUCAAGAGUUGCCACGAUUCAAAAGCUUGAAGAAAUCGCGAAGUCCGAUGAGCGGAUGCAGAUCGAGUCAGAUUUCAAGGAAAGCAAAAGAAGGCUUCAUUUGUGCGAUUACAUCGCUCAGAAUGUGGAGGGUCCCAAUGCAGAGAGGGCCUGGAACCUGGAUUUGUAUUGUCUGGACCUUUUCGCUGGGACACGAGCCAUCGACCUUGGGUUCUCGGGGGCUCAAGUCGUGUGGGGCUUACAGCUGUUGGCACCUGCUGGGCAUGUGUGGAACUUUCGUUAUGAUCUCGUCCUGGCCAGGGACUAUUUCGACAUUGCACAACGGUCCGGCUUUAUGCGGGCCACAUUGAAGGUCCUCAGAUUGAGGGAGGCCUCGAAUGUUGGAAAGAUCGGCAAGGACGUUCGGACUUUGAGUUUGGUGAAAAAACAGAUGAAAGAAACGCCUGAUUGGGCCCGGGCAUGUCUGAGGAAUGUUGAAAUGUUCCUGGAGCAGGAGGACCGAACAAAGCUUGCAAAGGAGGCACAAGAACAACUGCAGCAGGAGCAAGACAAUAAGAAGGACCCGGAACCCGAGACGACAGAAGGUGCUACAAGCAAAACCAAGAAGGCCUUGCCAGCAGUCAAGGUAAAGGCCAAAGCAAAGGCGAAAGCAAAGGCCAAAGCAGUCCCAAAAGCCAAAGCAGCCCCGACCAAGACAGCCCCGGCAACAACCCCGAAAGCAAAGGCGAAAUCGAAAGCCAAGUUGACGAAGCCUGCCUCUCCGAGCCCCGAUGUUCGGGAUCCCACUGCCCGUGCUUCCACCGAUCCUCCCGCAGGCAAGCCAAGCAAACCGGAGCACACAGAGGAGACGCAGCCGGACAACAGCAACAAGAAGAACUCUGUAAAUGCAAACGACAAAGCGGCCGCAGCAAAGCCCACAAAGAUGCUGAAGCGAAAGAAAGGAUUGAAGAAGCGAUGCAAAGGAGCCGAAGCCAAGAAGAUGGCAACCAGCAGAAAGCGCAAAGCCCACAAGCUCUACAUGAGCAAGCAUACACCGGGUGAGAUCAAGAAGACUUUCGAGAGGUUCAAGUAUUGCCAUCAGCUCAGGAAAAUGGAAAAAUGGCAUCAUCUACAAGACGGUGACAUCGAAAAGGAAGAAUUCUUCUUUGGGAUGCCGAAAAUGGCUCACUCGUCUGCAAUUGCUUCAGCAUUUCGACAACGAUGCUGA
Messenger RNA from Symbiodinium sp. CCMP2592, 2091 nucleotides. NCBI's taxonomy places the organism in Eukaryota, Dinophyceae, Suessiales, Symbiodiniaceae. The record is from the annotation of a GenBank genome assembly.